AUGGGCAUCGUCAGCAACCGCCAAAGCGCCGGCGAAUAUGACGAUGAUAUGAAACGUGCGAGAGAUGCGGGCAUCGACGCCUUUGCAUUGAAUAUUGGCACCGACUCGUACAACGACGUUCAGCUAGACUAUGCCUAUGAAUCUGCCGCCAACAAUGGCAUGAAAGUAUUCAUCUCCUUCGACUUCCACUGGUGGCAGGUCAGCCAGAGCAUCGAAGUCGGCGCCAAGAUCGCGCAGUAUGCAGGCCAUCCCGGGCAGCUUCUGGUAGAUGGAAAAGUCUUUGUGUCGUCAUUUGUGGGCGACGGUGUCGAUGUCGGUGCGAUCAGAUCGGCUGCCGGCAGCGAGAUCUUCUUUGCGCCGAAUUUCCACCCCGGUCACGGUGAUUUCGAAAAUAUUGAUGGCGCUCUGAACUGGAUGGGCUGGGAUAGUAAUGGAAACAACAGAGCUCCCAGUGACGGGCAGGAGGUUUCUGUUUCAGAUGGCGAUAAUGUUUAUGAGGAUGCUCUUCAGGGGAAAGCAUACAUUGCGCCCAUCUCGCCUUGGUUCUCGACUCAUUUCGGCAGCGAGGUCUCUUACCCCAAGAACUGGGUGUUCCCUUCUGAUCUCCUCUGGUAUGACCGGUGGAGAGAGAUCCUACGUCUCAGCCCUCGUUUUGUGGAGAUCCUCACUUGGAAUGACUAUGGUGAGUCGCACUAUAUCGGCCCACUAUCGUCACCACACACAGACGACGGUGCUUCGAAAUGGGUGAUGGAUAUGCCCCACACUGGAUGGCUCGACAUGGCAAAGCCUUUCAUCGCCGCCUACAAAGCAGAGUCAAGACUGCCCAUCAGAUUCAUAGAGGAAGAAAAGCUGGUUUACUGGUACCGGCCAACCCCGAAGGACGUCGACUGCGACGCAACCGACACAACAAUGCAAGUUAACCCCAACGACGUCGGCGGCAACUUCACCUGCGGUCGGCCUGACGGCGUCGACACGAUGAAAGACGAAAUUUUCAUCGUCACGAUGCUGAAGUAUCCCGCAACUGUGCGGGUAAAGUCUGGCGAUAAGACUGAGACGUUCAUCGCGGCUCCAGGGAUCUGGUCACACUCGGUGCCGAUGGGCGUGGGCGCGCAGAGUUUCAAAGUCUCUCGCGCCUUCCGGACGGUUCAGGCUCUGUCGGGGACGAGCUUGAGAGAUGUUGUCGACACGUGUGCCUGCGGCAUCUACAACUUCAAUGCUUAUGUGGGCACUCUGCCGGCAGAGUCCAGUGUUGACCGGCUGCAGCCGGAUGGGUUGACUAUGCUAUCCCAGGGGUUGCAGGUGACGCCCCCAAUUAACACUCUGGGUUAA
This is a messenger RNA of Penicillium robsamsonii, 1329 nucleotides long. RefSeq names its product glycoside hydrolase family 71 protein. Gene Ontology annotation, biological process: mating projection tip cell wall disassembly. The transcript has 3 exons. NCBI's taxonomy places the organism in Eukaryota, Fungi, Ascomycota, Eurotiomycetes, Eurotiales, Aspergillaceae. Gene Ontology annotation, molecular function: glucan endo-1,3-alpha-glucosidase activity. The record is from RefSeq and is a predicted model, not a curated record. Bases 1 to 1329 code for a protein of 442 amino acids.